GGGGGGGAAGCUCCGUGCGUGCGGCGCGUGCGCGCGGCGUCGGUGUGUAUGUGAGGCUCUGACGGGUUCAAAAUGGCGGCGGCGGCUCCUGUAAGAGGACAAAGGCGCAGGAGAGACCUGGAGGAAGAGGACGACGACAGCAGUCCUGGUGUGUCCUUCUCGCUCUCUUCUGAGGAGUCGGAGAUGGAGCCCGAGGAAGAGCGGAUCCGUUACAGCCAAAGACUGCGUGGCACGAUGAGGCGGCGUUACGAGGACGACGGUAUCUCUGAUGAUGAGAUUGAAGGGAAGAGGACAUUUGACCUCGAGGAGAAGCUGUCCACUAACAAGUUCAACUCUACCUUCGUGGUCUUCAUGGAAGGCAAAGACUUCACAGUUGAGUACAUCCAGCGGGGUGGCCUGAGGGACCCACUCAUCUUCAGGAGCUCGGACGGCCUGGGGAUAAAGAUGCCGGAUCCGGACUUCAGCGUGAACGAUGUGCGGCUGUGUGUAGGGAGCCGACGGAUAGUGGAUGUGAUGGAUGUGAACACGCAGCGGGACAUCGAGAUGUCCAUGGCGCAGUGGGCGCGCUACUAUGAAACGCCGGAGGAGGAUCGGGAGAAACUCUACAACGUCAUCAGCCUGGAGUUCAGCCACACCAAGCUGGAGAACCUGGUGCAGAGACCUGCCACGGUGGAUUUAAUUGACUGGGUUGAUAACAUGUGGCCCAGGCACCUGAAGGAAAGUCAGACAGAGUCUACCAAUGCCAUCUUGGAGAUGCAGUAUCCAAAGGUGCAGAAGUACUGUUUGAUGAGUGUCAAGGGCUGCUACACAGAUUUCCACGUGGACUUCGGUGGCACUUCUGUGUGGUACCACAUCCACCGAGGGGGAAAGAUCUUCUGGCUGAUCCCUCCCACACCCCAGAACCUGGAGCUCUAUGAAAACUGGCUUCUCUCAGGGAAGCAGGGAGACAUUUUCCUUGGGGACAGAGUGUCAGAGUGCCAGCGCAUCGAGCUCAAGCAGGGCUACACAUUUGUCAUUCCCUCAGGUUGGAUCCAUGCUGUGUACACUCCCAUGGACACGCUGGUUUUUGGGGGCAACUUCUUACACAGCUUCAACAUCCCUAUGCAGCUCCGGAUCUACAGCAUCGAGGACCGUACACGGGUCCCAAAUAAAUUUCGUUAUCCCUUCUAUUAUGAGAUGUGUUGGUACGUGCUGGAGCGCUACGUGUACUGCAUCACCAGCCGCUCCCACCUGACCAAGGACUUCCAGAAGGAAUCCCUCAGCAUGGAUAUGGAGCUGAGCUCCUCAGACUCUGUGAACAUGGAAGAGGAGGAGGAGGAGGAAGAUGAUGAUGAGGACGCAGCAGGGAAGGAAUCCCGGCGCCCCAUGACCAGGAGGUCCAUUCUCACCAGCCCCAUUGCCAACGGUGCCAGUGUGGACUAUGACGAACUGGGCAAGAGCUGCCGGAGCAGCCUGCCAGGUCUCAAGAAGACCCCAUCCAUAGAUUCUUCCGACUCCAGCCGGGGCUCCCAAAACGGCCAGGCCUGGGACCCGAGCGGGGGCAGCCCCCGCAAGAGCAGGAAGGUGCACCUGACCCAGUUUGAGCUGGAGGGGCUGCGCUGCCUCGUGGACAAGCUGGAGUCGCUCCCUCUGCACAAGAAGUGUGUUCCCACCGGCAUCGAGGACGAGGACGCCCUCAUCGCUGACGUCAAGGUAGGCCUGAGCGAGUGCAGAGCGCUUCCCACAAGGAAACUGGGCUUCAUCCUCACCCUACCCCUGUGCUGGGCAGGAUUGGUGUCUUCCUCUGCAUGA
This is a messenger RNA of Oenanthe melanoleuca, 1791 nucleotides long. Its product is annotated as lysine-specific demethylase 2A-like. The transcript is spliced from 13 exons. The record is from RefSeq and is a predicted model, not a curated record. Gene Ontology annotation, biological process: protein demethylation; regulation of transcription by RNA polymerase II. Bases 73 to 1791 code for a protein of 572 amino acids. Lineage: Eukaryota; Metazoa; Chordata; Aves; Passeriformes; Muscicapidae. Gene Ontology annotation, molecular function: histone demethylase activity; transcription coregulator activity.